AUGAGCAAGGGUCCCGAUAGCUCAGACUACUACAGUUGGGAUCUCAACCUAAUGCCAAAAGAGACUGACUCGCGACCUGACUACCACCAAUGGGAUCAAAGCGGACAGUCCAAGGUGAAGAAAAGCCCCGUAAAGAAGAGCCCCAUUCGCCGUACCAAGUCAGAUUGCUCGGAUCGUUAUACCAUGGCUACUGCUGGCAAAAGAGGCGGAAAGCGGCCCUCCAAAGAAGCCGAGGAUAUUCUGCGACGGGAAGAGGAAAGCGAGGAAGAAGAGUCUUCUGAUGAAGAGGAGGAGGAAGAAGAAGAAGACGAGAAGACUAUGGGGUUCAAUUGGAAAACGAAGAAGCGAAUGUUGCUUCGAAGUCGUUCCGAUCUCACCGGCUUCCAGUCCAACACCGUGCGCAAGAGCAAGAAGCAAGAAGUUCGUCGCAAGAGUCGACUACCCCCAAAGAGAACAGUGAGCUUUUCAUCUGCCGAGCCGGCUUUCGUGACACUUCCACCCUUGAGAGAGGAAGACAAGCCUUUGAUGUUUUGGACGAAGGCCGAAGUGCAGUCGUUUAGAUACGACCGCGACGAAGAAAAGGCCGAGAAAGAGCGACAAAGGCGUAAUUCGCAGUUUGCAAACAAUACUGCCGGCAUGGAUUCUCUUUGGGGGUCGUCGUCCAAACCCAAGAAGAAACCAGACAAGAGCGCUGAAGAGGAGGCGAGAAAGGCCAGGGAAGCCAAGGAAGAGGCCGACAUGCAGAGCGUCAUGGAUUCGCUUGCCUUGGCCAUGGCACAAGCCCAAAUGGUUACAGGAUAUUGA
Messenger RNA from Seminavis robusta, 804 nucleotides. Lineage: Eukaryota; Bacillariophyta; Bacillariophyceae; Naviculales; Naviculaceae. The record is from the annotation of a GenBank genome assembly.